Messenger RNA from Bipolaris oryzae ATCC 44560, 1560 nucleotides. RefSeq lists its product as uncharacterized. The coding region runs from base 1 to 1560 and encodes 519 amino acids. NCBI's taxonomy places the organism in Eukaryota, Fungi, Ascomycota, Dothideomycetes, Pleosporales, Pleosporaceae. The transcript has 2 exons. Gene Ontology annotation, molecular function: aldehyde dehydrogenase (NAD+) activity. The record is from RefSeq and is a predicted model, not a curated record.
AUGGCCGACAAAGGAGCAGAUACGUACAUGAUGUGGGUGGAGGGCAAGGAAGUAGAAGGUGGAGCAAAGCAGCUACCCAUUGAAGAUCCAGCCACUGGCGAGAUCUUUGCCCACUGCCAUGCGGCAUCUGCAGCCGAUGUUGACAAUGUUGUCAAGACUGCUCAUCGAGUCUUCAAAUCUGGAGUGUGGUCGAAAGCCCCGCGUCAUGUUCGCGCAGACAUUCUAGACCGCAUCGCCACACUGCUGACAGAGAACCUUCCGCGAUUGAUUGAACUGGAAGUCCAGCAAACCGGGCGCGCUAUCCGCGAAAUGAACGCUCAAGUUCCCACCCUUACCAAAUGGUUCAAAUACUAUGCUGCCCUGAUACGGACCGAGGAGCGCUCUGUGUUACCUACCGUUGGUAAACUGCACAACUGGAUUGAUAGAAAGCCUCUCGGGGUGGUUGCGCAAAUUACGCCGUUCAAUCAUCCAAUGCUGAUUGCUGUCAAAAAGAUAGCGCCCGCACUGGCGGCUGGAAACUGUAUCGUCUUGAAACCAAGCGAGCUGACUCCGCUCACAAGCGUCGAGUUGGGAAAGCUUAUGAAGGAGGCCGGUUUGCCGGAUGGUGUAUUCAACGUGUUACCUGGCGAUGGUAUCACAACAGGCAAAGCUUUAGUCCAGCACCCGUUGAUCAAGAAGGUUGAUGUGACAGGAGGCACGCCCGCAGGACGCGCCAUUGGAGCCAUCGCUGGAGGAAACCUUGCACACUAUACUGCCGAACUCGGCGGCAAAGCACCUCUAAUCAUCUUUGAGAAGGCACAUUUAGAUUUGGCAGUCAACGGCGUAGCAUUUGCUAGCUUCAUCGCCAGUGGCCAAACAUGUGUAGCAGCAACUCGAAUAAUUGUCCAAAACAGCAUUCUCGAUGAUGUUGUAGCAAAACUCAAGACCAAGGCCCAAAGUAUCGAAAAAAGAAUGGGGUCACCCAAAAACGUUGAAUCGAUGAUGGGCCCACUCAUCUCCAGGAAACAGCUCGCUAACGUCGAGGCGCUGGUCGACGACGCAAAACAAGCCGGAGUUACAGCCGUAUUUGGUGGAGAACGCAUGAAGGGCGAGUCAUCCCUCGACGGCAUUGACUUCUCCACCGGCUACUUCUAUCCCCCUACCAUUCUAACCAAUGGAACCUCCACAAAAAUCGUCGACACGCGUAUAUGGAAAGAAGAAGCUUUCGGUCCCGUGAUCGUGGUCGUCGGCUUCGAUACCGAAGACGAGGCCAUCGAACUCGCAAACGACAGUGAAUUUGGGCUCGGCGCUGCCAUCUGGACACAGGACCUAUCACAGGCGUUCCGCGUCUCGGAAAGCAUCGAGAGUGGCAUUUGCUGGGUCAAUACGCAUCAUCGUAACGACCCGAGUUCGCCCUGGGGCGGCAUCAAGAGCUCUGGUGUGGGAAGCGAGAAUGGGGUUGAUGCGUAUAAUGCGUAUACCACGUCCAAGAGCACGAUUAUUAAUUACGCGACGGCGGAGGAGGGACUGGCGAGCGAUGAUUGGUUCAGGGAGGGUACGGGUGAGGUGAGGUAUGGAUAG